Halichondria panicea is the source of this 1068-nucleotide messenger RNA. Its product is annotated as tetraspanin-7-like. The record is from RefSeq and is a predicted model, not a curated record. The transcript is spliced from 6 exons. The coding region runs from base 170 to 868 and encodes 232 amino acids. Gene Ontology annotation, cellular component: plasma membrane. NCBI's taxonomy places the organism in Eukaryota, Metazoa, Porifera, Demospongiae, Suberitida, Halichondriidae.
CUUCCGCCUAUAGAAUAGGCGGAAGUGGUCAAGUUACCUGUGGCUACGUUAUCUGUUUUGAUCAAUACUGCUAUUAUCAUAUCGCUAAUCAAGCUUUGCUCUGAGUUUGCUCCAGGACCACUGAAUUUUACUGUACGCUCCAGCACAGCAAGCUAAAGAAGUGUCAACAAUGGUGGCCUACAACCGCUGUCUUCAAAUAAGUUUCAUCAUUAUACAGUUCGUAUUCAUCGGACUAGGAUUGGCUCUGAUUGGGUUAGGGGCAUGGCUGGAGGUAGAGGAAGGCACUCUGGUGGAUGCUGUCAACCAACAGGCCUUCUUGGUCGGGCCCUACCUACUUAUUGUCGUUGGUAUUGCCAUUGUCGCGAUCGCUGUCGUCGGUGUCCUUGGAGCCAUGUGCGAUCAUUUGUUCAAUAGAGUUUUGCUCUACAUUUACAUUAUCGUGGUGUUCAUCAUCUUUGUUGUGGAGAUUGUUGGAGCUGUCCUUGCGUUUGUCUAUCGUGAUCAAGCAGUUGGUUUCAUAGAGUCUGGUCUCACCUCCACACUCACUCAGUACAAUGGAACCACACCCACUGCAAUGGGCAUCAGGGAAGCAUGGGACUUUGUGCAAACCACUCUUAAUUGCUGUGGUGUGAAUAAUGUCACUGACUGGCUCAAUGCUGACCUGGAAAUACCAACCUCAUGCUGCAAUGUCAACAUGACCUGCAUCACUGAACAGUAUAGCAAGGGAUGUUCCAGUGCAGUCCUCAAUCUUGUUCAGACUCAGCUGGUCGCUGUGGCCGCUGUUGGUAUUGCCUUCCUUGUGGGCGAGAUUGUGGUCAUCUUGUUGGCUUUCUGUCUGGUUUGCUGUACAGACUUUGACAAAGAAUGAUCAUCCAACCCCCCCCCCCUAGCUAGCCCGACAUGUAGACUAAUCAUAAUAUAUUAUGAGUAGCAACACUGCAAUUCAAUUAUACAUGUAGCUGUGUUUUUAAGCCAUCUUACUCUCGUGAACGUAUUUUUAUAACACAUCAGUUUUCAAUCAUACAGUUCAAUUAUCAUAAUAAUUAUAUGUACAUGUCUUUAAAAUAA